Messenger RNA from Symbiodinium necroappetens, 1395 nucleotides. The record is from the annotation of a GenBank genome assembly. Lineage: Eukaryota; Dinophyceae; Suessiales; Symbiodiniaceae.
AUGAACUGGAACAGGGGCAAGGCCGUAACCGCAGCUCUCGUGCUGCUCGCCACCACCGCUCUGGGCGCUGGCGCGGCAAGGGCCGAAAUGCUCGAUCUUGAAAAGGACGAGCUGACUUUCGGCUUCAUCAAGCUCACCGACAUGGCACCGCUCGCGGUCGCCUAUGAGAAUGGCUAUUUCUGGGACGAAGGAUUGUUUGUCACCCUUGAGGCGCAGGCCAAUUGGAAAGUGCUGCUCGAUGGCGUCAUCACCGGCGAUCUCGACGGGGCGCACAUGCUUGCCGGCCAGCCGCUGGCCGCAACCAUCGGCUAUGGAACCCCUGCCCACAUUGUAACUCCGUUUUCGAUGGAUCUGAACGGCAACGGCAUCACCGUCUCCAACCAGGUCUGGGAGCUGAUGAAACCCCACCUUGAAAUGGACGCCAAUGGGCGGCCCGUGCAUCCGAUUUCGGCUGCCGCACUUGGGCCCGUCAUCGAGGAAUAUGAGUUAUCGGGCCGUCCCUUCAACAUGGGCAUGGUGUUUCCGGUUUCCACCCACAAUUACGAAUUGCGCUACUGGCUCGCCGCCGGCGGCAUCAAUCCCGGCUAUUAUUCACCCGACGACAUCUCAGGCACAAUUUCGGCCGAUGCCUAUCUCUCGGUCACUCCUCCUCCGCAGAUGCCCGCGACGCUCGAAGCGGGCACCAUCGACGGAUAUGCGGUGGGCGAGCCCUGGAACCAGGCCGCGGUGUUCAAGGAGAUCGGCGUACCGGUCAUCACCGACUACGAAAUCUGGAAGAACAACCCUGAAAAGGUGUUCGGCAUCACUGCCGAAUUUGCCAAGCAGAAUCCCAACACCACGAUCGCCAUCACCAAGGCGUUGAUCCGCGCCGCCCAAUGGCUCGACGAGAACGAUAACGCCAACCGUGCCGAAGCUGUCGAAAUUCUCUCGCGCUCCGAAUAUGUCGGCGCGGACGCUGAAGUCAUUGCGGCUUCGAUGACGGGCACAUUCGAAUAUGAACGCGGCGACGUGCGCGAAAUCCCCGAUUUCAAUGUCUUUUACCGCUAUUACGCGACCUAUCCCUACUAUUCGGACGCGAUCUGGUAUCUCACCCAGAUGCGGCGCUGGGGACAGAUUGCCGACGAUAAGCCCGACGAUUGGUACGCCGAAAUCGCCGAGUCCGUCUAUCGCCCCGACAUCUACCUCGAAGCGGCCCGCCUGCUUGUCGAGGAAGGGCUGAUCGCGGAGGCCGACAUCCCCUGGGAUACCGACGGUUACAGGGCGCCGACCGAUGAGUUCAUCGACGGCAUUACCUAUGACGGCACCCAGCCCAACGCCUAUCUCGAGGCCCUCGAAAUCGGUCUCAAGUCCGGCGACCGGGUCGAAGGCUCAAGCGUCGUGCCGGGCGCAAACUAG